Molecule: messenger RNA, 610 nt
Organism: Ictidomys tridecemlineatus (thirteen-lined ground squirrel)
Lineage: Eukaryota; Metazoa; Chordata; Mammalia; Rodentia; Sciuridae
Gene: Txn
Product: thioredoxin
Molecular function (GO): protein-disulfide reductase activity
Source: RefSeq, a predicted model, not a curated record
GCGCGCUCCGCCCCGCGGCGCCCCGCCCUGUCGCUAUAAAGCGAAGGCGGGCUGCGCGCUCGCCUCCCAGCUCUGUCCGGCGCCUUGCAUUCGUUUACAUCGUUUGCAGCCGUCUCUUGUCAGAUCCCCCAACAGCCAAAAUGGUGAAACAGAUCGAAAGCAAGGAAGCUUUUCAGGAAGCCUUGAACUCUGCAGGAGACAAGCUUGUAGUAGUUGACUUCUCUGCCACGUGGUGCGGCCCUUGCAAAAUGAUCAAGCCUUUCUUUCAUUCCCUCUCUGAAAAAUAUUCCAAUGUGUUGUUCCUUGAAGUAGACGUGGACGACUGUCAGGACGUUGCUGCAGAUUGUGAAGUCAAAUGCAUGCCUACCUUCCAGUUUUUUAAGAAGGGUCAAAAGGUGGGUGAGUUUUCUGGAGCUAAUAAGGAAAAGCUCGAAGCCACCAUCAAUGAAUUUGUCUAAUCGUGUUUUCUGAAAAAUGUAACCAGCCGUCAGCUGUUUAAAACUUGUAAUUUUUUUAAUUUACAAAAAGUAUGAAGUAUGGAAGCUAUAUACCCAAUUGCCAUCUGAUUAUAAAUGACAAUAAAAUAUUAAUUCUACCCUUUUUAAAACUG